Molecule: messenger RNA, 1500 nt
Organism: Aspergillus niger
Lineage: Eukaryota; Fungi; Ascomycota; Eurotiomycetes; Eurotiales; Aspergillaceae
Exons: 3
Coding region: 1-1500 (499 amino acids)
Molecular function (GO): iron ion binding; oxidoreductase activity, acting on paired donors, with incorporation or reduction of molecular oxygen; monooxygenase activity
Source: RefSeq, a predicted model, not a curated record
AUGCCGGAAGAAAACGUGGCAAGCAUUCUUGUGGCAACAGGGAUUUUUCUGUACCUAUCAAUGGUUACUUAUAAUCUGUUCAUUCAUCCACUGAAAGAGGUCCCCGGCCCGCGAAUGCUGGCCGCCAGCAGGAUUCCCGUGACUUAUGCCUCACUCAAGGGGAUUCAAACACAGUGGCUCCAUAACCUUCAUCUCAAAUAUGGACCAGUCCUACGUGUUGCUCCGAAUGAGCUGAGCUUUAUCGACCCACAAGCCUGGAAAGACAUAUAUAGCAGUUCUCCCACUGAGCCACAGAGUAUGCGGAGAGGGUCGGACUUUUUCAGAUAUCUUGAGGAUGAUGACAAUCGGCCCUCUAUUCUUGCGGCCAAUGAAAUAGACCACCCAAGAAUCCGUCGAGCAUACGUACCGGCAUUUUCACGGCGAGCCUUAGCCCGCCAGGAAUCAAUCCUUGCCAAGUAUGGCGACGCUCUCGUUGAAAGGCUUUCUGGAAUAGAAGGGCAAAUCACAAAUAUACGCAACAUGUUCCAUUACACGCUUUUUGACAUCGUUGGGCAUUUGCAGUUUGGCGAGGAAUUGGGCGUCUUGCGAACAGGAGCACAUAAAUCGUGGGUACACAGCCAGCACAGGCUGGUACGUGCCGCGACUUUAUUAUCAGCUCUCGCUGAAUUCUCCUGGAUUAACCUUUUAUUCCGGUCGACCAUACCCUGGAUGUCGAAAUGGCUCCGCAAGGCUUACUUCAAGCCUUCGAAUGACCUCAUAGACCGUCGGCUUCAAUUGCAAAGCGACGAACCAGACCUUAUCGGCCUUGCAUUUCGCAACAGUCGCAGCUUGUCGUUGACUGAAAAAGACAUCCGUGCCAACGCCCACAUUAUGAUGACUGGAGGAGCAGAAACGACCACAGCGCUCAUGACAGCCUUAACUGCAUAUCUCCUUCAGCACCCUGAGUGUCUUGCGCGUCUCAAAAAUGACAUUCGCACAGCAUUUCACGAUAAGAGCCAGGUAUCUCUGGAAUCUGUGUCGAAUCUCGCGUACUUGGAUGCCUGUAUCAAGGAGGCUUUAAGGCUGUAUCCCUCGGUCCCUGGAGCUUUACACCGUGCUACCCCUGCAGGCGGGGCGCGCAUAGCCGGUCGAUGGGUCUCAGGAAACACGCGGGUCUAUAUUCCAAUUUUUGCAGCCACACAUUCCCCCACCCACUUCUGGAGCCCUGACAAAUUUAUUCCUGAUCGCUGGCUAGAUGGUGCAGAUGGCCCGUACCAGAAAGAUAAUAAAACGGCAUUUCAUCCAUUUUCCACAGGUCCGCGGGGUUGUAUUGGUCAAGACAUGGCAUAUGCCAUGACAAAAAUAGUAUUCUGCAAAUUUGUAACGGAGUUUGACUGUGAACUUGCAGUUAAUGAAUCUAGCCCCUGGCUCGCAGGUCAUCGUUCAUGGACAACAUGGGAAGUGCCACCACUCAUGGUGCGUGUAUCCAGGUGCAAGCCAGCAGAAAAGGUUAGCAGCUGA